Molecule: messenger RNA, 1529 nt
Organism: Dreissena polymorpha
Lineage: Eukaryota; Metazoa; Mollusca; Bivalvia; Myida; Dreissenidae
Exons: 6
Coding region: 51-1529 (492 amino acids)
Source: RefSeq, a predicted model, not a curated record
UGAUUGGCAUGUCGACAUGAUCUGCUCAAAAUGCAAACUGUUGCCGUAAUAUGUAUAAAAUGCAACGUAGACUUUCGAUUAUCACUAUAACCAUUGCAUCAAUUAUGGAGUUCAUAAGAAGUCAGAGAGGCGCGGCAAAGCUUUGUUAUGAAGGGUUCACGUACACGAAGAAAAAGGAGACGAAGUCGACGAUGCGAUGGGAAUGUUCCCAGCGUCGAAGCGAGAAUUGCAAGGGUACCGCCACUACGGACAAUCCACCAACACGGGUGAUUUCCUCAACAGAUCACGUCCACGUCAACGACCAAUUCUACGUGGAGGCGUUGAAGGUGCGACAAGAAAUCACGGCCGCGGUGAUCUCGAAUGGGGGCCAGCCUCAUAGGAUCCUGGCGGACAAGCUGGUACAGCAUCCAGUGGAGGUCCGAGUGGCAGCGGGUACUACCGAGACCAUAAAGAGACAUAUGCGUGCUAAGAAGGCAGGGCAGACACCGAAGAACCCUGAGAAACUCGAGGACAUACCAAUUCCAUUCCCGGAGGCCUACAGGACCAAACUGAUCUACGAUAACGAGUCCACGCGUAGUAGGAUGCUGGUGUUUGCCUCUGAGGCUGGGUUGGGACUUCUUGAGUCGGCGACAACGUGGUUCAUGGACGGAACGUUCUCUACCGCUCCACAUGUGUUCGACCAAGUGUUCACCGUGCGUGUGCCACUUGGAGAGACGUCGGGGACAGUAGCAUAUGCCUUGCUGCCAUCCAAGGACCAAACUUCGUAUGAGGAGUGCAUGACAGCUGUACUGGAUGCGUGUCUAACUAGGGACAUCCGUCCAACUCCGUCCAAGGUCGUGUGCGACUUCGAGGUGGCCAUCCAUAAUGCUGUUCGUCAGGUUAUGGCGAACGAUAUCCAGAUACAGGGCUGCUUCUACCACCUUACGCAGAGUACCUGGCGUCGUAUACAGGGGGACGGCCUGCAGGUCCUAUACAGAGAGGAUGAAGAAAUAAGACAGUUCUGCGGACGACUCGACGGUCUGGCGUUGCUACCGACGGAUAAGGUGCUAGAAGGCAUGGCCAUCUUAAAGGACACGGCCCCUUCAGCGCUGACUGGGAUCGUCGACUACUUCGACAAUACCUACGUGAGCGGCGGAUUUCGGUCCGUGAGGACCGCUGACGGCAUGAUGCGCUUCAGGAGAACGCCGCCCCGUUUCCCGCUAGAUAUCUGGAACGUACACGCUGCAACAGUCAGUGACGAAGCUAGGACCAACAACCUGUGCGAGGCUUGGAACAAUGGGUUCCAAGUUUUGGUUGGGCACCAGCAUCCGUCUCUGUGGACUGUAGUUGACUGCUUCAUGAAAGACGCCGCUAUGGUGGAGACUGAGGUGUAUCGCGUGCGCAACAGUGAGCCUUCAAUUAAGCCGAAGAAGAAGUCAACAGAGCGAUACCAGCGGCGUCUGAAGACUUUGUGCGAGCAGGUGGCGAGUGGUGAGAAGAGUGUGAGUCAGUUUUUGAACGUUGUCGGCGGACUUGUGCGAUUGAAGUAG